Molecule: messenger RNA, 10843 nt
Organism: Oreochromis niloticus (Nile tilapia)
Lineage: Eukaryota; Metazoa; Chordata; Actinopteri; Cichliformes; Cichlidae
Gene: got1l1
Product: glutamic-oxaloacetic transaminase 1 like 1
Exons: 12
Coding region: 7631-8923 (430 amino acids)
Biological process (GO): L-aspartate biosynthetic process
Cellular component (GO): cytosol
Molecular function (GO): pyridoxal phosphate binding; L-aspartate:2-oxoglutarate transaminase activity
Source: RefSeq, a predicted model, not a curated record
AUAUAUAUAUACACACUACAUAAUACUAAGUAAUAAGUAUGUACAGUAUGUACUAAUACUUAUAUAUGAUAUAAAAUUCUACCUCCCCAAGUCUGAGAUGCACAGUCAGAGUUUAAGAACAAUAACAACUAGCAAUAUUUAAUGCUGUCAUGUACAGGGGCAAUCAUCUCAAUAUAGAAUUAGGUUCUCUUAUUUAUAAAACUCCAGUUUAGUUUGUGUGAGGACACUUGUGGUACUCUGUUGCAUUUAAAGGACAGUGAGGUAAAUCAGAGAUUCAAUUAAUAUAUAUUUGAAGGUCAAAAUCAUCCUAUUUUUAAUGAAAAGGCUAAAUUUAUCUCUAUCAAUUGAGAAUUGUGACAGUUGCAUACAGUAAAAACAGUAUUAUAAUUAAUGAAAUAUCACAUUUAAAAAAUAUACUUUAAUGUUUGAAACAUUCAUCACUUGCUACUAAAAUCCUCUUUAGGCUGUGUUUCAUCACAUGUUACAAUAUUACAAUUAAAAAUCAUUUUUCUUGUUUUUUUCUUUUUGUAUUAUGGUUGAUAUGCCCAGUUUUAAGUUGUCAUAAACAUGUUUAAAGCCAUUUAAAAAAAAUCCCAGGACCACAAAUAAAAUGUGUUUGAUUUUUUUUCUUUGCAGUUUGACAAUAAAAGAAACGUAAUAAAAGCAGAAAUCCAUAUUUAGACAUGUUCUACUACACCGUUGUGCUAUAGUCCAGAAGUAAAACAUAUUGAGAAUAACAGUGCAGAAUAAUAAAUAAUUUCAGAAGUAUUGGCAGCUGUUAGGCUCUUAAAGUGUUACUGUAAAAGUUCAAACAUACAAGCGAAACUUUACAUUUGUUUUUCAUGCAUGAUUAAAUAACCCUUUGAGGACUGUACCUGUAUUGCUUAUUGCGCCACGCUACCUAUAAUCAAUCUUUCAACUCAGCUGAUGUCAGGGUGGUAAAAAUAACUAACAGAUGUGCACAGCACAGUUCCUGGUAGUAUGCGCGUGUGGCUACUAGGUUUGUAGGUCAUAGAGAUUAAAAAACAAUGCAAUUAUUGAAUUAAUUAAAAUAGUAUUUUCUAGAAAGUGUCAUAAUUGUAAAUUUUUAUUUUUAAAAAAUGUCAUCUAAAAAUACUUUGGUAAGGCCAAAAAUGUGUGUAAAGAGGCUUUGGAAACCCAGUGGGCGUUGCGCAAAAGUCUGAUUCGGAGAACUGCAUGGUACAUUUGAGAACAUUUCCACAUAUUAGUGUGUGUGCCUGUCAGUGGGCCUCAGUGUGCCCAGCCCAACAACCCCUGCAGCAGAUAAAUCUUUAUCACUUAUGCACAAGACUUCCCUCAAAACUCGAGAGACUGUUUACAAGAGUGACAGCCAAUGAGAACGCUCUCCUUAACACGCUCUAAGUGUAGGUGGGCAGCCCAAUAUUCAAUUCAUUACUACCCUAAUGCACAACCCCGAGUUGAAACCAGGUCUUUCACAGAUAAAAAUAGUAGGCGAAAUUAUAAGUUAUGGCAUCAUCUAUGUAGUGUUUAUGCAAGAAUUAUACCUCUCACAUAAUUUAAUUACAUUUUUUAAUCAAUUUGAAUUAUGAACUAACUGAUCAAUUAUCAUUUUAACAAAAGAACUUAAAAAAAACUUGAAUAUUCAGAAGAUUUCUUAGUGAAGUUAUUUUGAGUGUCGUACUGUCUUAAAGGAAGACAAGACAAAGGCCCUAACUCACUUACAACACCUGCACUGCAAGGAUCGUAAAAUAUCUCAUCACUGUGUUUAGUUGCUGUCGCCAAUAUUUAUGAUUACUAAAUUUUAUUGCAAGCUCUUGCAUUAACUUUUGCAUGUAGAUUUAGUUUUACAAAUGCAGUGUUUCAGGUUACAGUGCAUUUUUUGACUUCAAAUUUAAACUCGCGCACGUACAAAUGUGGGGGGAAAAAAAUUACUUUAUGUUGGUAAAUUUGAUUUAGUAAGUUGCACAACUCUGUGCCACAUAUGAAUUCCCAUGACUGAUCCACUUUUAUGGAAGGGCCGUGCUUCUGAUUUUAAAUAUUUACCCUGAACACUAUAAAUUAUUUUUCUCUUCCCCUUUAAUGACAUCCCCUCAGUGGAAUUUUACAGACAUAAUCAAUGGGGCUACAAAACAGGAGACAUUUAGCAGCAUAUAAAAGCCAUCCAUAAAAGGAGCCUGGUGUGUUCAGUAGUAAAUCACCCCAAGGGGAAGGCUCAGCAGACUCACCGCACGCUUUCAGCAGGAUUACAAAUGUAAGUGAGACCAGCCGUUCGAGAAUGACUUUGACAGCUCCAACGCUCAAAGACCGCUUUAAUGAAGGAAUAUGACAAACUGUUCCAGAUACAGCCUGUUCACUGACAAAUUUGUUGCUUCAGUCGCCAUCAUAAGCGACUGUGGACCUCCGCACAGUAAUCCCUGUCAGUUUCCCCAUCUAUUUCAAAGGAUACAAAAGAGCAGUAGAGCAGCAUGUUUCCUUUUCACCCUGGGACAACAAGGUUAGUUAAGUCAGGAGCUGAUGUAACCCAGAGCAGACAAAAAGCAAAGCCCAACCACUGACAUGAAUGGUUACUAGGCUGUACUUCACAGAACAGAGAUUAUCAAUAGUUACUUUGUUUUCAUAGAAAUACAUGCUGGCAUAUCAGCGAUGCCCUCAUCAACAUCCAGACCAACCAUCAGCUUCUGUCACGUAACGCUGUGGCGUAUGACAAGACCACUUUUGCAAGGAUUCUCUUCAAAACAUCUCUCUGUAAUGUCAGAGAAGCGCUUUCUCACCCUUCCUUUUGCUUCAUGACUAAGGGUUAAAGGCUUACCUUUUCUGUGUCUCCUUUUGUUUUUAUCUGCCUUGUUUCUCUUAACAUUAGCCCUAAUAUGCGUACGAGAGGUAAGUCUUCGUGUAUCUGAAAGGCAGUGAUGCGUAUUACAAGCAGAGCAAGUUUGUUAGCACAGUUUAUCCAUCACUGAGAACAUUAAAAUUAAGUUAACAGAGAGUGGAACAUUUGAUUUCAAAGAGCAGCAGCCAACUAGGUUGUGGACUAAAGUACUUUGCGUAUGUGGCGCAGAAAUUAUGGCGUCUGUUAGAUGUCUGAUAGACUGAUUCAGAAACAUAGAGCUCUCCUGUGCAGGUCUAAUAUACCUGCAGGUUUACAAAAGCCACACAAGUAUGUGCUGCCAUCUUAAAAAAGUCCACACUGCUCGGGCAACACAGAUGAAUUUUCAAGAGACGUACUAAAGCAGGGAUGUGGAACUCAUUUUACACUGUGGGCCACAUGCAGCCCACUUUGACCUUAACUGGGCAGAACGAGUAAAAAAGUUUCAGUAUUUAAACAGCAUGUUUCACUUUUUCCUGCAUGAUAAAGAAAUACUGUCGUCAUCAAUAGAAAUAAUCGGUCAGCAUGACUCUUUGGGUUUAAGGUGUAAAAAAUAAAUGUGCAAAAUUACAAAAAAAGAUUCUGGGGGCUCACUCCCCCAGAAUCUCUAGACUGUUCUGUAAUAAGAAAACAAAUAUUUUCCCCAUUUUUAAAAAAUCUUAUUUAUUUAGUUUUUUACUGUUUACCCACCAUAACACAAAUAGUCAUUUCUAUUGUAGAUGGUGAAAAAACUGAAAUUUUCUGUUAUUUAAAUGUUUAGCAACAUUUAAAUAACACACCAUUUACUUUUUUGUAGUAUGAAUGACAAUGUCAGGAGCAAAAACUUAGUCAUAGUCAGACAUAGUCAAAAAUCUAUGUCUUCCUUCACAUUUUUAAAAAAUGUGUCCCGUGGGCUAGAUUGGAGCAUUUGGUGGGCCAAUUCUGGCCCCCAGGCCACAUAUUUGACACCACUGUAUUAAAGACUCAAAGGCAUUGGAUUUAAUAAAACUGUAUCAGGUUAAAUAUGAAAUAAAGUGAUGCAAGAAAAGUCAAAUAAAUACGGUACACUUACAAUGUAGGAAACUCAAAAAGUGUUCAAACUCAUUUCUGUAGGAAUAAGUAAAGUUAAAUCACAAGUUAGGAUAAUAUUACAAGUGUAAAACACUUCAAUCAAGCAGUACCACUUUUUAGUAACACCUGAUCUUAUGUAAACAGAUAUGCCACAGCGAGUGAGCUGUGGAAAGCUUAGGAAAAUACAUUUGUGAAAGACCGAAUAUUACCUUUUUAGUAUAGCUGAGCAAGCUGACUGUAUAUAAUUUCAUUUUUUGUCACAUUUCAAAAUCCAUAUUCUCCGCAGAGGUACAGGAGUGCUGCUUUGAUAGUAACCGACCCUCAACGUGAACGCUGAGUGGAAGUCAUUAAUCAAUUCACAUUGCAGGAACAGGACAGAUGAAGAGUGAAAUGUCAAUCUACUGAAGCGAACUGCGUUUCCAGCUGUUACUGUGAUUUCUGCAAAGUCUGAGACCAAACAGCAAAGAAAAGCUACAGAAAAGUUCAAUCCGCAGCCCUGAAAAGCACAGCAGAAUGAAGCUAGCCCCAAAGACAUGACUGGAUUGACUGUGGAGAAACAGAUGAUUCGGUCUGAAUGGGAACACUGUGACUGUUUUUUUGUUGUUUUUGUUUGUUUGUUGGCGUACAGCCGAGAUUAGGUGGCAUCACGGAUGAACCUCCCAGAGUCCUCUACGUACUGUUUGGAAAAAGGCUCUCUGCUCCAGACUGACAGUGUUUGACAUCAACACUGAAAUGCAUUCCAGUACAUGGACACAGUGUCACGUGGCUUGUGGUUUCAAAAAUGUCAGUAUAAACUAAUUUUUGUACAGUAUAUUAUCUGGUAAGUUAUGUAAAGACGAUACACUGAACCUGUAGCAAACUCGACUAAGCGAUCAUUCUGGCAAGCCUGUCUUCACUGUAGAAACAUUUUCAUCACAAAAACCUUUCAGUUUAAUAUCAGCUUAACCAAAGAACUAUGAAUAGAAAUACUCCAUUUUUGUGUCUGCUUAAAGUCUUAAUGUUUCUGUUUUGAGUCUGUAUGCACACAACAGUGAAACUGGGAUUUAAAAGCCCAUGUCUAUGUUAAGUUGUGCCAUGGCUACGAAUAAUGGAUGACAGAACCUUACGUCUGGAUGCCUCAAACAUCACGCCGUGUAGAAUCUUUUUAUGGGUAUGUCCUUGUACAAGGUACAGUAUUACGAUCUGCAGGUAAACACAGCAGCAUUUGCAACAUGCCGUGCUGCUAGUUUAUUUUCUUUGGCUUGUGGCCACAGUAUGAGCCCAACACCGUCCCCUGAAAUGUCCACACGCACAGAAAACCUUCUGCCCACAUUAUGUAUUACUUCAUUGUCAUGAGGCAGCUUGUGGUGUGAUUUUACAUAACAUCAUCUGUUGCAUUGAAAAAUAAAGUAUUUUAAAACUGUGUAAAAUUGGUCAUGCGUGCUCUGUGCAAACUCACCACUCUGGAAGCAAACAACAAAUGACUGUAACAAUAUAAUAAUUAUUAUUAUUAACUUUUGCUGUAUGUAAUCAUCACAGACAAUGACUUAAGAGGGAUUUAAUUCUUUUUAAUCUUUCAUAGGUGGCUUCAUUUGAAGCGGGUUUGUUUUUGAUCCUGUAGAUGCAAAAGUUUAGUACUUGAAGUACUUUCACAAGAAAAAAAAAGGAAAAAAGUCAGGAAAAAUAAACAGUUUUGUGAACAGGAAUAUUUUUUCCCCUUUUCCUAACCCUUUGAUCUACUUAUGGCCCCUCGGAUUUAUCUUGGGAGGCCCUGAGGGUCCCGACCUUCACUCUACAAGUCCAUGUUCCACAACACUGAGCAAGUAAAACUACUGUUGAUAUGAGCUCAAGACACAAAUCUAAACAAUGCAUUAUUGAAAUGUUAUUUUAAGUAAUCCUCCCACUAUCUAAACUACUGUCAUCUCUGGCUUUGGCUACUGUUUGAGCGGGCAACAUCUCCUUGUUAUGAGAGGAAUUUACAAGAUUCGGGACUUUAAAAAUAAACCAAGAGCAGAACGUAAGACAUUUGAAAAUAAGCCGAAACUGACAUUAGCCCUGCCAGACGCGCAGUGUGACUACCAAAAAUAUCAUUCAGAGAGAAAAAAAAAAGCCACACAACAACUCAGAAUGGAAAUAAUGACCCUGUCUGAAGCCACAUUCCUACCAGCUGAUUCCUGUUCCAAUGUUUUCCAUGAGUGGUAUCAGACCGAAAUCAAUCCUAAACUUUUGAGGGAAAAGCCACCACUUAAAGUACAACUGGGAGGGUUUGAUAAGAUACAAGUACAGGAAACAAAAAAGACUAUAAAAACAGAGGCAGAACAUCUGAUUAGGAAAAUAUUCUAUAUAAGAAAAUGAAUUCAGUAAAAUCCUUUUUUCUUCUUCUGCUUUUACUAUUAAAUGUGACUGAGGCACUCUUGGAUCUGCUUGGAAGUUUAAAUGACUUUCACUCUCAAUUACACAAGCAAGUCCACAGCCAGUGUCUGAGACGUGUAGCUCAGUUUUCUUCAGGAUAUUUUUAGAACCUGCUUCAGAUAAAUGAAAAAACAAAACAAAAACCUUUGACACUAAACUUGGACUUCAACAGUCACCAGAUAAGGUUUCUUAAAUCUAAUUGUGUCAGCUGCAUCUUUAAUGUAAUCAACUAUCAUGAACUCUUCCUGACAACGUGGGAGCGUGACCAAGGCACCAACCGAGCUUACUCCGUCUAAUGUGUCGGCGUCUUUCUCACUAACAGCCUCUUGACGGGAGUAGAUUUAAGAAUCCAGGUAUUUUUCCCAGAGUCAGAGUCAACAUCGUCGACAUUUUUAUUCUUUCUAAAUGUCUGUCUCUGUCACAUUUUCUUUCUUUUAUCUGUGUGUUCGUUUUUGCUUCAGAGGCCAACUCGGCAUUCAGAAACAAUUUGACUUCACAGAAAUAUUCCAACUUCAACAAUAACACCCAGAGGCUCAAAUAUCCAGCAAAUGACAAAGUCAAAGGUAGAAUUUUUGUUGUCACUCCCUGGGAUAAAAUGACUGUACCCAUGUGUUUUCUGUGAGAAUCACACAAAGAAAAAUUAGUUUUUUAAAAAAAGGGGCAAGGGUAAAAAUAUUCAACAGCUUUGUGAACAGACCAGAAUCCAAUUCCCCUCCUAAAGCUUACAUUUUUGGAAUCUUUUUCUAUUUCUUUCCUGGAAAAAAAACGAAAGUUUUUGUCAUGUAACCUAUAAGAACCAGGACUGGACAGGCUGGACAAGAGCAUCUCUAACUCCAAGUCAACCAGUUGACAAGAGUUGAUGGCUGAUUUGGCCAUCUACUGCCAUCUAGUGCAGUUAUCUGCGAUUUCCAGCUUCAUAAAGUGAACUACAAAGCCAGGCUCACUUAUCACCUCCAUCAGAUGUUUACUUUGAUUCUGCAAUUUCAUUUAAUGCAAUAUUCGCUGCUACCUCUUUAUCCCUUGGAAAUGGCUCUUUCCUUAGUUCGCUGCCUGGAAGGAAAUCACUAUUUCCCAGCAGUAUUAUGCAGGAGCACAGUAAUAGCCUGAAGGGCUUUACACUGCACGCUGGAUUUCAGUUGGCUUCCAAGGAGGAAAAUGUGUGGCUUUGAUGGCUUACCGUCAUGGCAAAAGUAAACUCACCGGAGCCACACAUUAGGGAGCGACAAACUCAUCUAUCCCCGUUGCCUGGGCCACAGAAUCCAAAUAUGUGCUGUAGCUUGGCAACAGUGCCCAAACAAAAGGUUCGCAGCUCCCGGUCUGAUUUGUCUGACCGCCUCCAAGAUGAGCCGACCCGGCAGCAGCCCUGAUGAAAAAGGGGUCAGCCAAAAUGGAGACCCAGGAGGUCAUCGCCCAGUGUUUACCAAUACGCUCAACGCAGCAGUGAGUCCCGAAACAAGGUUGUUAUCCGCCUUCGCCAGAGAUACCCAGGCCAGGAAAGUUGAUCUGGCAGGCAGAGGUAGGGAUAAAACCACUGCAUGUUUCUGCAGAAGUAAAGUAACUGCGAACAUCUUGCACAGGCAGAGACAGAGAAUCCAUGAGCAGCAUGUGCAGAAGUAUUACAGUGAGGAGGGAAGGCCCUUUGAAUUGCGUCUGGUUGGAAAAAUAAAGCAGCAGUUGAGCACUGACCCCACUCUUCAUCCUGAGUAUCCCUCUUCUCUUGGACUGAGAGAAUUCACCAGGAAAGCCACAGAAGUUGCCCUUGGGAAGCAUUCUAGGGCUAUAGUGGAGAACCGGGUGUUAGGUGUCCAGACUCCUGGUUUUACUGCUGCUGUUCGUCUUGGAGCUGAACUCUUGAGGUGCUGGUACGAUCCCAGUGCUUGCUGGUGUGGCCCGGUUUACCUCUCUUCCCCUUGUGAUGACUCAUUGACUGGUAUCUUCCAGGCAGCAGGGAUCCAAGAGAUCCCGUCUGCCCACUACCCGACCGGAGCAGACCUCUCUCAGAGUCAAUGGGCUGUGAUUACACGGCUCAUUACGAGGCGUAGACUUUUCCCCUUCCUCUUGCUGCCUACACAGGCACUCUGCUGUGGAGACAUGGAGCGUGAUGCUUGGCCUGUGCAGCACUGUGCAUCGCUGGGAAUGGAGCUUCUCUGCGCUCAGUCGUUUUCCCAUUGCUUUGGACUAUAUGGUGAAGCUGUUGGACACCUCCUGUGCGUCUUAAAGCAGAACUCCGUCCUGCUGCCUGUGCGGUCUCAGGCUGACAAAAUAGUGAGAUCACUGUGGGCCAGGCCAUCCGUAGGAGGAGCGCAUGUUGUCACCACAGUGCUCAGUAACUCAGCCCAUCUUGUUGAGUGGCAGGGAGAGGUUAAGCACAUUGUUGAAAGGUGUAUGCUGAUCAGAGCCAUUUUAAGAGAAAAGAUGAGGCUUUUGGGAACUCCUGGUCGCUGGGACCAUCUGACUCAACAAGGUGGACUCUUUUGCUGCACAGGGUUAAAUGGUGAGCAAGUAGAAUUUCUGUCAAACAGGAGACGGGUGUACCUGCUCCCUGGCGGAUGUCUAAACGUGAGCGCAAUCAACUGCCGCAACCUGGACUAUAUAGCCGAGUCCAUCCAUUUGGCUCUGACCUCUUCACUCUGACCACGCGGCUUUAUCAGCAUCCAAAAUCUGUGUCAAAGUGGGCUUCACAAUGAGUUUGGACCUUUCAAGCGUUUCAUUAAAAUGUUCCUUUUUAAGUUAAGUGUAAUUAAGAUGUUACUUAAAAAAGGGAUGUUUAUGUUUCCAGUGCUCUGUUGGGUCAGCCAUAUCAGGAGAUCUGCUGUGAGCUGUGGAGUGAUUUUUCUGUUCAGUCUGUUUACAUUAAGAGUUGAUUGAGGUGUAUAUUUAUAUAUUCUCACUUUACAUAUGUGGAAUCUGAACAGAAGGUAGUGUAGAAAACAAACGACUUUUUUUCCUUUUUAUGGAAGAUGUUUGCAGAAAUUGUUUCUACACCUCAGUAAAAAAUAGAUUCGUAAACAAAUAAAAAAGAGUUAGUCACCGAGAGCUGCUAGACAGACUUUGUGUGUUUUGGACUUCUAGGGUAGCUUUUUGCCUUUAGUUCAAUCAUAAUUACUGGCUGACAGCUGGCAGCAGUUCAUCUUUAAUGAAAAAAUAUUAGAUUCAUAGCCCUCUCAACUGAACGUGAUUAUGAAAGUGUCUGGAUAAUGUUAUUGAUAAAUAAAAUUUUUGUUAACCCUCUGAGGUCAAUGUACUGCUAACCUUGGACCCUAAUGGUGCCCCAUUAUAAUUUGUGAUUUUUGGCUUUUAAAAAAUGUUCUCACACAUAUCAGGAACUCAUACUCAUUCAUUUUGGCUAAUAUUCCCUUACUUACUUAACAGUUGCAUGAAAAAGGUAAAUAUAGAUACACUGGUGCACAAAACCAACAUAGUUUUAUGAUUAUCAUAAGUCAGGUAAUAUGAAAUAUAUUGGUUUAUAUUUGAUAAAAUGUACUCUUUGAUGAAUUAAACUCAUCAUCACCAUUUGAGGCAUACACAUGUGGCCAAUGCACACAACCCCAUUAUUCAGUGUAGUUAUCGUCAAUUUAAGCAGGUUUUGUAUGUUUCUGUGCUUGAAUGGGUGAAUCCACAGAACAUAUCACACAAAAUCUGGUGAUCAUUAUUAUGUUUUUUUUCCGUUUAGUAGUGGCUCCAUAGUGUAGUGUCAGUGUCACUUUUAUUUAUGUACGUUUAAAAGGUUUUUACAUGUACACUUAAAAACCUGUGUAGGUCUACAAUGACGUAAAGGCAAUAAAAAUAAAAUGUUACAGAGAAAUACAAAUCAAUGCUCACACAGUUAUUAAAUGUAGACCUGUGAGACAGUUGUCAUUGACCUCAGAUCAGCAGGCAGCUCGUUCCAAAGAACAGGAACACAGCAACUUUAAGCAUCCUCAGCACACUGAGAUCUAAUUCUGAGAAUAGUUAAAAGAUGUGCAUCUGAUGACUUGCGAGGUCUAAUUGGAUUAUAGACACUGAGCAAGUCACAGAUGUACUUUGGGGGUGAAGGCACUGAAGUGACUGUAAGCACUCUGGUUUUCUCAAAAAGCUUGUUUUAUUAGACUGAAAAGGAUCCGGGCUGCUGUCCCCUCCCCAUCAUGGUUUCCGUGCUAAUGUACUAAAGAAGUUGUUAACUCUUCACGCUUAGCAAGAGCUAACGAUGCUAAAUCACUGAAGAUUUUUUACUUGCUAAUGCUAGCAGUGUUUCUGUAUGAAGCGUAGAUUGUAACUGAUCUCAGAGCAGUGAAAGCAGCUUGCCUCACAUGCUGCUCUCCCAUUCAUAGACCUGCAGUUUAGGCACACUUUUGCGCCGUCACGUCACUUAGACGCUUUGGGGGUUGUUAAGUUGUUUACAUAUUAAUUAUAUUUUCACCAGUUGUUUUUGUUGUUGAGAAUUUUAAUUGUAAUUUUUGUAUUAUGGUUUCUCAACAGUACUUGUUUGUUUUAAUUUGUUUACUGGUUUGCCUGCACUUUUUAAGAUUUUUUUUAAAAAUAAAUAAAUGGUAACUGAAAACCACCACGGUAGCU